Aquila chrysaetos chrysaetos is the source of this 2825-nucleotide messenger RNA. RefSeq names its product protocadherin beta-15-like. Gene Ontology annotation, cellular component: plasma membrane. Gene Ontology annotation, biological process: homophilic cell-cell adhesion. Lineage: Eukaryota; Metazoa; Chordata; Aves; Accipitriformes; Accipitridae. Bases 27 to 2468 code for a protein of 813 amino acids. The record is from RefSeq and is a predicted model, not a curated record. Gene Ontology annotation, molecular function: calcium ion binding. The transcript has a single exon.
AGACGGAGGCUGUCCGCCCCCCCGACAUGGCGAUCGCAAGGCAAGUGCUUUGUCUCUCUGCUUUCCUCUCCCUGCCGCACGCUCGCGCCGAGCCCAUCCGCUACUCCGUAGCCGAGGAGGGGGAGAGCGGCUCCGUGGUAGCCAACGUGGCGGAGGACGCGGGGCUGGCCCCGGCGCAGCUCUCGGCUCGCCGCGCCCGCCUGGCCUCGGAGGACGGCCGGCAGCACUUUCGCUUAGACCGCGGCACCGGCCGCCUCGUAGUGGCGGAGAGGCUGGACCGGGAGGAGCUCUGCGGGCAGUCCGCUACGUGCACGCUCCCCUUCGAGCUGCUGCUGGCGAACCCCCUGCAGUUCUUUCGGGUCGAGGUGGCCGUGGAGGACAUCAAUGACCACUCGCCCGCUUUCCCGGAGGAACAAGUCACUUUUAAGAUCCUGGAAAGGAGCGACCCGGGCUCGCGUUUCCCGCUGGAGGGGGCUCGGGACCUGGAUGUUGGCAGCAACAGCAUCCAGGCUUACAUCGUUGCACCCCGGAACGAAUACUUUAGUGUCUCCUAUGGGAGUCAGAGUGAGGAUGACAAAUAUGUGGAAUUGGUCUUGGAAAAGCUGCUGGACAGAGAGGAGGUGGCGGAGGUGGGUUUCAGCCUCAUUGCCGUGGAUGGAGGCUCUCCGCCUAGGAGCGGGACCACCCAAAUCCGCAUUGUCGUGCUAGAUGCAAAUGACAAUGCUCCCGUCUUCACACAGAAGUUGUAUGUUGGGCAGGUUUUGGAAAAUGCAGUGGAGGGCUCUGUGGUUCUCAGCGUGGUGGCAACCGAUCGGGAUGCAGGACCUAACGGGGAGGUGUCCUAUCAGUUCAGCCAAGCGGUGGGCCAGAGCCACUCAUCGUUUGCGAUCGACGCUGUGACCGGUGAAAUUAGACUCACGAAGCCUCUGGACUUUGAGGCAGCAGAGAAUCACGAGCUCAGUGUGCGGGCCACGGAUGGCGGGGGCCUCUCGGCAAUGUGCAAGGUGUUGGUGGAGGUGGUGGAUGUGAACGACAAUGCGCCGGAGGUGGUGGUCAGUUCCUUCAGCAGCCCCCUCCCCGAGAACGCAUUACCCGGGACGGUGGUCGCCCUCUUUACUGUCAGGGACCGGGAUGCUGGUGCCAACGGGAAGAUCUCCUGUGCCCUUGAGGACCAGCUAUUGUUCUCCCUGCGGCCGGCCUAUAAGAAUUACUAUGAGCUGGUGACCGUGAGCACGCUGGACCGGGAGGAGACGGCACGUUACACCCUCGCUGUCACAGCGGCAGACGCGGGGUCACCUCCUCUCACAACCACCCAGACCUUCACGGUGGACAUCUCCGAUGUCAAUGACAAUGUGCCUGUCUUCAACCAGACAUCGUACACCAUGUACGUGCGUGAGAACAACGUCCCCACGGUGCUCGUUGGAGCCGUCAGCGCCUCGGAUGCCGACGAGGGGCCCAACGCCAAGGUGACGUAUUCCCUGGCACCAGCCCACCCUGCAGAGCGGCCUCCCUGCUCCUGCAUCUCCGUGAACUCUGAGAACGGGCAGGUAUUUGUGCUGCGGCCUCUGGACUACGAGCAGGUGAGGCAGAUCGAGGUCUUGGUGAGCGCCUCCGAUGCAGGGACACCUCCCCUUAGUGCCAACGUCACCGUCCGCCUGGUUGUGGUGGACGAGAACGACAAUGCGCCACUGGUGCUGUACCCCUCGCAGGACAGCAGCCCCGCGUCCAGCGAGCUGGUGCCCAAGUCAUCUGAAGCGGGGUACCUCGUCACCAAAGUGGUGGCUGUUGACGCCGACUCGGGGCAGAACUCGUGGCUCUCGUACCACCUGCUGAGGGCCACUGACCCUGGGCUGUUUGCAGUGGGUGCCCAAAGUGGGGAGGUGCGACUGAGGAGGCCGGUGACAGAGAGGGAUGCUGUGAAGCAGAAGCUCGUCGUCCUGGUGCGAGACAAUGGGCAGCCACCGCUGUCAGCCACCGCUGCACUGAGCGCGCUCCUGCUCAAUGACUUCUCAGACGUGCACCUACCACACAGCAGCCUGGCCACGGAGGAUGAGGGAGGCUCCCUGACGACCUAUUUAAUCAUUUCGUUGGUCUUCGUCUCCAUCCUCUUCCUCGCAUCCAUGGCAGCCUUCAUCGCGCGCAAGGUGUGCAAGAGCAAGGAGCUGAAGGGGGGGCACGUGCUUUACGGCACUGGCAACUUGCAGAGUGGCCUGGCUGACGCGGCCGCUGCGGGGACCCUGCCCCACGCCUAUUGCUACGAGAUCAGCCUCACGACGGGCUCGGGCAACAGUGAGUUCAAGUUCCUGAAGCCCAUCCUCCCCAGCCUGCCACCGCAGCACAGUGGCAUGGGCAGGGGCACCGGCGAUGAACAAGAAUUCUCCCGUGGCCCUGUCACCAUGGAGGAUGUGGCACCAGACAACCCAGGGACGCUCUCUGCGGAACAGUUCAAUAGUCUUUCCUUCAACUAGCAUGGAGUCAAGCACAGCCAGAGGCCUCACGCCUCGCGACGGGAAGGGAUCGGGGCUACAACACGUGGCAACGGUUCCCCCAGAGUAAAUCUGCAUUUGCCAUUGGCAUCACCAAUUUCCCACAAAUUCUAAGUCAGAAGAAAGGUUGUCUCCCCCUCCCAAACUAAAGAAACAAAGGAAACUAAGGCUCCCUCAGUCAGGCAACGGCAUGUUUCAGCUCUGUUUCAGCCUUUUCUGAAAUGCUUGGCGUGUGGGGUUAGGUCCAGGGCCCCCGGCUAAGUUCUUGUCUCACUUGCUGUUAGGCAAGACCCUGAACCUGUAUUUCUGAUACAGGCCAGCAUGCCAUUGGCCUUCUUG